This is a messenger RNA of Ceutorhynchus assimilis (cabbage seed weevil), 4413 nucleotides long. Lineage: Eukaryota; Metazoa; Arthropoda; Insecta; Coleoptera; Curculionidae. The record is from the annotation of a GenBank genome assembly.
CGCUUCUGUUUGUAAAACAGUGAUGUGGCUUUCACUAUUUAGAAAAACACAAUUUCUUAAAGUAUGCCAGAAUGUUUAGUUUUAAAUCCUUACAUUUUGUUGUAUUUGCUUUAAAUAUUUGGCUGGGGCAGGCAGAAAUCUCUGACAAACGUCUAUGUAUAGACGAAAAAUGCUCAGAACUUAUUGCCCUCGGAAAAACCCUGUUGAGAUACCCCAGUCCAGAGGCUGACAUCUUAUCUUUUGGCCCCAAUGAGGACGUAGAAAUAUUCAGCUAUGGAGCUGGUAAUAGAGAAGAAUUAAUUGGUGUAAAGUUAAACGGUAAAAGAGGAUACAUUAAUAAGGCUCAUGUGAAGGAAACUAAACUCAUCAAAAGACCCAAACUUGAAGUAAGCACAAAAUUAGAUCAGGAAUCAGCAGGAGUGCCUGAGGAUGUUUCCUUAAGUGACAUUCAGGCAAAUCCUACACAGGAACCUUUCGAGAUUGUAGAUGGAACUAGGAUUCCAUUGGAUUUAAGUACAGAAGCGCCUGUUCAAGAAACAUUGUCUUUGAAUAUUGACAAUGAAAAUUUGGAUCGACCAACCCCAUCUACACCCAUAAUAAAUUUGCAACUAGAAAAAAAACUUGAAGAUACUCAACAAAUCUUGAAGGAAGUUACUGUGCCUCCGCCAACUGUUAACUUAUUAGAUGGGCAACAAAAUGAAGAGCCUCAAGAAUCGAAUUUACCCCAGUCAAAAUUAAAUUUGGUAGAUGAUAAGAAACUUGAUGAAACUCCACAAUCUUUGGAAGAGGAUGGAGAUGCAGAAGAAGAUGAUGAUGAUGAAGAGGAUAUUGAUGAUGAUGAAGAAGAAGAAGAAGAUAGUAAAGAGAAUACAAGUAUUAAUGAAACUCCAUUGGAAGGUAAUAAUAAAGUUGAAGAAUCUGCUGACAAAUCAAUAAGUUUUGUUGAAAAGGAAGAAGCAGGAAGCGCUGUAGAGAUAGAAAAUAAUACUAUGAGUGAAGUGAAUGAAGCAGUUGCAGAAACUGAUCCCAAUUCAAAAGAGACAGUCUCAUCACUGCCAAAAACCAUGGAUUCUCUACAGACAGGUACACCACCAAGUACCGUAGAAGAACAACUUCCAAUUCAAACUAAUACUAGUAGUUUAGUAACUGAAGAAUUAGCUCCAAGUCUUCCAGAAGCUUCUGAUCAUAUCCCAAUUAAACUAGAAGUCUCAGUUCCAUUGGAUGCAAAUGAUAUAGUUAAUGCAAAUCCUCCAGAAGAAUUACCGCCAAGUCUUCCAGAAGCUACUACUCAAAUCCCAAUUGAACUAGAAGUAUCAGCUCCUUUGGAUUCAAGUGACAUAGUAACUCCAGAUCCUUUAGGAGCUGAUAACCUCGCUGAAAUUCCAGUGGAGAAACCUGCACUACCUGCUAGUGGUGGGAUAUUUGGUGGGUUAUUUGGUGGACGUGAUGCAGAUAAUGUCGGCGAAGAUAAUGCUGAGCUGAAAGACAUUCCAGAAUUUAGUGCAGACAGUAACAAUGAAAAUCCUUCUAGUCAUGAAGAGACUGAAAUAAAGACUCAUGAAGAGGCUGAAAUAAAGACUAAUGAAGUCGAUAUUGAAAUCCUAGAGGAAAAAUCUGAUUCUGGGGAGUUGGGCCAAAUUGCUGAUGUAAAAGAAGAACCGAGUGGUUUUAUUUCAGGAUUUACAUCAAUAUUUACUAGGAAUAGUGUUGAUAAUAAGCCAGAAAAAAAAGAUGUUGAUAAUAUUAAUGAAGCAGCCGAAAACACUUUUAGUGAAGAAAGUGAUGCAGUAAACAAUGAAAAACUUGAAAAAGAAAUUAUUGCAGAAUUCCCUAAUGAAAAUUUAAAUACUUUCCAAGAAGCCAGCUCUUCUAAUUUGAUUAAUGAACAGCAGGAAUUAUGUGAUGGCAAUCCAGAAAAAUGUCUGCAAACAUCGAAACAAAGUUAUUGUGAUAAAGAGGAUGAAGACUGUCUUGGUCUGCAAGAAAAUACUUCUCAUCAACAAGCAGGUCUAGUUGAAAGCCUUACUUCGGUAAAUCUGCAGGACAUUUUUAUUGAAGCUUUCAGUUCAGACAUGUUUCUAUAUUUAAGCACCACAUCGCUUUCUGUGUUAAUAUUGAUUUUCAUUUGGAUUUUGAUGGAUAAGUGGCAUAGAGAAGGACCUUUGAUAGCCAGAAUUAAUAAGUUAGAACAGCAAUUGUUGGCUACCACUAAAGAAAAUGAAAUGUUGCAAGAGAAUAGGGAUGUAGUCAUUGAAGAGAAAACCCAGAUAAUGGUGGAGGCUGUACCAAAUGAGGUGGUGGAAAGACUGAAUGCCAAAAUCUCGGCAAUGGCUGAAGAAAAACUAGCAUUGGAAGAGCAAAUUCAAGCUCUAGAAAGAGAAUUGGAUACGUCAACAGAAGUAGGCAUCGAAUUGAACAAAUUAAUAUCAGAAAUGCUAAAUUCUUCUGAUGGAAGUGAAAUUCUUAAAGAAAACAUCGAACAGAUGCAAAAGAGAGUAUUGGAACAACAGGAUAUCAUUAAUAAUUUAAAUGAAACUUUGAGAGUCAAAGAAAUGAAAAGCCUUGAAGUAAAGAUAGAGUUGGAACUGAGUAAUAAAAAAACUGCAGAUUUGCAAAAUGAAGUUGACAGAAUGGUUGAAAAAAUACUAAAAAUUGAAGAAGAAAAAGAGCAGCAACUAAAAGUUUUGGAAAGUGAAAUUGUUAUUUACCAAAACAAAUGCAAGGAAGCUUCAACCCAGGAGCUCGUGCUAAAAAACGAAAUUCUAAACUUGAAUCAAAAAUUCGCUGAACUUCAAAGAACUGCAGAUACGAAAAUUAAAGAGUAUAACACUCUUAAAGAAACUUUGAGUACAAUUAGGUCUGUCAAAAAUGAUAAAGAAGCACUGAAAUCGUUUUUGAAUGUUAGUGAAAUUAAAGCUCAAUUGGAGCAAAUGAAAUCAGAGAAUUCGAUGUAUGCAGAACAGUUAACUCAAGAAAGAUCAACAAAUCAAGCAUACACUGAGAAGAUUCAAACUCUUUCCAUUGAAGUCGAAGAAUUGAGAGAGAAAUAUGAAAAAGUAGAUAAAGAAAAAGUGGAAAUCAAUACAAAAUUGGAAGUGUUGAAUAAUUACUUCAAAGAAAAAGAAGACCAAAUGCAAAAGGAACUAAUGAAAUAUGAGUCAAUAUGGGAUGCAAAAGAAGGUGAAGCCACAUCAACUACCGAACGAAUUAAAUACAUGCAAGAAGAGUUGCAGAACUACAAGUCUCAAAACGAAAGUCUUAAACAAGAAAUCAUUAACCAAGAAGUGGAAUUGAAAAGUCAAAUUUCUGUGCUCGAAAAAAAAUCCCAUGAAAAUUGGGUCACAAAUCGACAAAUUGAGAGAAAACUGGAAGAAGCUAAACAAGAAGCUGCUUUAUUGAGAAAUAGGCUGACUAUGAGAGAACGUGCUAUAGCUGAAUCAAAUAACCAACACAGAAUGCAAUCUCCUCUACACCCAAAUGGGGAAAUGCCGAUUUCCCCACCACCUCUCGACCCAACUCAAUCACCUCCACCUCUUUAUAACCCAAGAGAUCACAUGCCUUCCGCUCCAAUUCCUGGUAUGCCUCCACCUCCGUUUUUACCACCACCACCUUUAGGUGUAACCCCCUUUUUACCCCCACCUCCUUUAGAAGGCAUGAUGCCACCACGUUUAGGUGAUAUGGGUGGAAUGCCACCAUUCAUGCCUCUUCCUGGAAUGUUCCCAGGGGAUCAUAGACCACCUCCAUUAGGAAGAAUGAGUUCCCCACCACCAGUUGGAGGUAGAUAUACCCCAGAAUCCACUGGAUAUUCAGAGUAUGACAGAUAUAACAGGAGGAGCCCUUCUCCGCCAUAUGAUUCAGAAUAUGGUGCUUCACCCCCUCCCACGAGAGGUUAUAGUCCUUAUGGGGAUAGAGAUGAUAGACGAGGCUAUAAAAAGCCUCAGCCUAGGAGUAAUGGUAGAAGUUCCAAAGGUAUGCAUAGUUCGGGAUCGGAAAACGAUUCAUUGGGUAAAGUAAAUCAUAAAAAAGCGCCUCACAGGAAAGUCUAGUAUUUGGCUUGUUGUUUUCAUAAAUAAUUUAUUUUUUUCAAAUCAAAAUUAAUCCUGCUUGAUAGGAAAGUUCUUCGGCUGACUUGUAAAGUCCUACACAAAAUAAGGCCUACAAAAAACAUCAAGGCCAUGUUUAUGCUCAUGAGAUUACUUCUAGUCUGUUCUUUCAUAAUAUGCUUUUUCGGAGACAUCUGUAUAAGGCAUGCCUUUUGAUCGACCAAAUCUGUACAAUAUACAAAAAUGUUAUUUUUUGUAAGCCAAAGUUUUUUUACUAAUAAUGUUUGUUUGUACAUAAGUAAAUUGUGCUCCUUGCCUUAACAUCAUUGUUUUAUUUUUUCUAUUUUAAAUGUUAGUUUCACGUUCCACA